Suillus discolor is the source of this 897-nucleotide messenger RNA. RefSeq lists its product as uncharacterized. NCBI's taxonomy places the organism in Eukaryota, Fungi, Basidiomycota, Agaricomycetes, Boletales, Suillaceae. The transcript is spliced from 7 exons. Bases 1 to 897 code for a protein of 298 amino acids. The record is from RefSeq and is a predicted model, not a curated record.
AUGAUAACUUUGCCUGAGGCUUCACUUUUAGCGUUGUUCCUAGAGACUUUGUUCUACGGCGUGUUCUUCACUUUUUACUGCUUGGCCCUGGUCAUACUGCUUAAGAAACGUGGUAUUCAACGGGACCUCCUUCUCCCGGUAGCAACCUUGCUGCUCUGCAUUGCAACGGGUCAUCUAAUCAUCAAUUUCGUUCGAGCACUAGAGGCGUUCGUAUUCAAAGUGGAUACAAUCGGCGCAGAUGCCUACUACUCCAACCUCGCUUCACCGUUAGGACUCGCAAAAACCGCACUUUACGUUACGCAGCCCACUGUCGCUGAUAGUGUCCUUAUUUGGCGAUGUUAUAUGCUCAACAAUAGAAGCCUCUUGGUCGGCAUUCCUGGUUGUAUUGUGCUGUUGGCCAAUGGAGCGAUUGGGUAUUACAUUGUCUGGUCCCUUUCUCAAGCCAUCGCAGGGUCGACUGCUCUCACCACCAUUCCUGGGUUAAUCAUAACUUUCUAUACAUUGACCAUGCUUAUCAGUAUCGUUUGCACUACUUUAAUUUCCUGGCGCAUCUGGCGCAGUCGCCAGUCCAUCCCAGGCGGCCCCGUUGAUCUUUUACCCGUGCUGAUCGUCAUCAUUGAAGGCGGCGCUAUAUAUGCUACCAGUGUUCUUGCACUCCUUCUGGCAUUCUUGACAGGAUCAAAGGGCGAAUACCCCGCGAUGGAUAUUGCCUCUCCUGUUGUGGGAAUCGUAUUCUGCCUCAUCAUCCUGCAAGUCCACUUUCAUGUAGGUAACAACCCCCAACCCGACAGCCCACCAAAGCCCUUUACCAUUCUCUUUGGAGAGCGAGGAGAGCAGAAUGUGAGCCAUAGCAUGGAACCGAUGAUUGAAGAGACGGAGGUCAUUCAGUUGACGUGA